Cynara cardunculus var. scolymus (artichoke) is the source of this 3620-nucleotide messenger RNA. Its product is annotated as nuclear poly(A) polymerase 1. Gene Ontology annotation, molecular function: RNA binding; poly(A) RNA polymerase activity. NCBI's taxonomy places the organism in Eukaryota, Viridiplantae, Streptophyta, Magnoliopsida, Asterales, Asteraceae. The coding region runs from base 1150 to 3399 and encodes 749 amino acids. Gene Ontology annotation, cellular component: nucleus. The transcript is spliced from 13 exons. The record is from RefSeq and is a predicted model, not a curated record.
UAAUCGUUCCACUUUCUUGGCAAUUUCACAACACGAACCACGAAUGGUGAUGUAUUUUAUAUUUUGUUACACGGGGUUUUGGUUUAUGUCCCCCCUGUUGCAUCAUUUUUGUUAUAUUUAAAAUAAAUCGGCGUGGGGAUGAGCCUCCUAGAUUGACUAGGUUCCAAAACUCCCUUCAAAUAGUUUAUUUUGGUUUUUAUUUACACAUAUAAGGGACAUUUUUUUGACUUUCCGCCAUGGUCAUCCAAAAUCUCAGGACCGGCUCUGUAUGUACUGUGUUGUCAGUUAUGGGAUGUCAAGUUAUGUUAAAUCGUGUAAGAAUUGCUGCCAAAUGGUUUCGUAUUGAAGUAGAUCAAGAGAAAAGGAAUUGAUUGAUAUUUUUUUUCUAGAAACUAGCAUAAAGGGGCACCCUUUCUUUAGAUUGGUCUUGAAAUCGUAUAUUGAAUUGGUAUGAAGUUCAAAAUUGGUCAAUUCUUGUAUGGGGGCUACAUUCACAGCAGUUUAAUCGCCGCAAAUUAAAGGGAAGUUCAAUCCCGCCCGAGCUGCACCGCUUAAUUUUCGAUUUGGUCAUAAUCGGGGUGCGGUACCCUCCGGCCUCCGCUUAGGCCUAGGGGGCUGGUUAUUCUGAAUUCUAGGUUAUAUUUGCGGCUCUUUGUCGUUGAAUCGUGGUGAACAUUGCUUUGUGGAAAAGCUACAACAGAUUGCUCGAAAAGGAGGCCGCUUUUCACUUGCAGUGCUCUGGUGAUCAGUUGGAAUCUAGGGUUCAGUUGAUCACCAAUAGUUGUUUGUCUUCGGUCGAUAUCAUAGGCUAGGGUUUGUUCCUGAAAAUUAUAUUUUAUGAAUAAUAUAGAAGAAGCCUAAUUUGGAUAGGGUUUUGCUAGCAUCUGAUAAUCAGCUGUUGAAAACCUUUUUUUUUUCUUUUUUUUUUGUUCCCUUUCUGUUUGUAGCGUUGGGCUCAAUUAUUAUGUCCUGGGACAUACUGUACCAUUAAGGAUGAUUUAUUGUGACGUUUUGUUUAUUUGUUUUCUUAUUUCUUAUAUGUUCCUGGUUUUUUGAUGAAAAUCUAGGGGAGAAUUCAAGUAGUUCUCUAAAAUUUUGUUCAUAUCAGACUCAACUUCUUUGAGAAAAUUUUCAAAUUUUUACCAAGAUAUGGGUAGCCAAGGCUUCAAUAGUCAGAAAAAUGGGCAAAGAUUGGGUAUCACGGAGCCUAUAUCGUUGGGGGGUCCAAGCGAGUAUGAUGUGAUCAAGACCAAUGAACUGGAAAAGUUUUUGGCUGAUGCUGGACUGUAUGAGAGUCAUGAAGAGGCCAUAAGCAGGGAAGAGGUUUUGGGACGGCUGGACCAGAUUGUAAAAGUCUGGGUGAAAAAGGUAAGCCGGGCGAGGGGGUUAAAUGAACAGCUUGUGCAGGAGGCCAAUGCCAAAAUUUUCACCUUCGGAUCCUAUCGUCUUGGGGUGCAUGGCCCUGGUGCAGAUAUCGACACACUGUGUGUUGGACCUAGACAUGCAGCACGAGAUGAAGAUUUCUUUGGUGAGCUCAAAGGAAUGCUCUCCGAGAUGCCUGAUGUUACGGAAUUACAUCCUGUGCCUGAUGCUCAUGUUCCCGUGAUGAAAUUCAAGUUGAAUGGGGUUUCAAUAGAUCUUCUUUAUGCAAAACUUUCACUUUGGGUUAUACCUGAAGAUUUGGAUAUUUCUCAAGACUCAAUACUGCAAAAUGCAGAUGAGCAGUCAGUUCGGAGUCUUAAUGGAUGUAGAGUUACUGACCGGAUCCUGCGUUUAGUGCCUAAUAUUCAGAAUUUCCGCACAACAUUAAGAUGCAUGAGGUUUUGGGCCAAGCGACGUGGCGUUUAUUCAAAUGUUGCAGGAUUUCUAGGUGGCAUAAACUGGGCUUUGCUUGUUGCACGGAUCUGCCAACUGUAUCCUAAUGCUCUGCCCAAUAUGCUAGUUUCUCGAUUCUUCAGGGUCUACACUCAGUGGCGAUGGCCAAAUCCAGUAAUGCUCUGUGCUAUCGAGGAAGGAUCACUUGGAUUGCAGAUUUGGGACCCAAGAAGAAACCAUAAGGACAAAUACCACUUAAUGCCUAUUAUUACUCCAGCUUAUCCUAGCAUGAACUCUAGCUACAAUGUCUCAUCAAGUACUUUACGAAUAAUGACUGAAGAGUUUAAGAGAGGUCAUGAUAUUUGUGAGGCUAUGGAGUUAAAUAAUGGUAGUUGGCUUGAACUUUUUGAGCCCUAUCGUUUUUUUGAAGCAUACAGGAAUUAUCUGCAGAUAGAUAUAGCUGCAGAGAAUGAUGAUGAUAUGAGAAACUGGAAAGGCUGGGUGGAAUCUCGCUUGCGCUACCUUAUUCUGAAGAUUGAGAGAGAUACCUUCAAAAUGCUGCAGUGCCACCCACAUCCACGGGACUUUUCAGACAAUUCAGAUCCCUUCCACUGCAGUUACUUCUUAGGUCUUCAACGAAAAGAGGGUGUUCCCGUCAAUGAAGCCAAGAAGUUUGAUAUACGAUUGACAGUUGAUGAAUUUAAAGCCAAUGUUGGUUCAUAUUCAUCAUGGAAGCAUGGAAUGGAGAUAAAUGUAACCCAUAUUAGGCGUAGGGACAUUCCUGCUUUUGUUUUUCCUGGUGGUAUCCGGCCUUCUCGACCCGCCAGAGUGAGUGGAGAGGGGAGGCGGGUCCCAGAAACAAGCGCUACUAGCAGUGUGGAUGCCGGAAGUUCGGUUGAUGGUAAUGUCGUUGAUACAUCAGAUGAUGUGAGGAAGCGAAAGCGGGAGGAGGAUGAGAUGCACGCUAAGGUUACAGCUGCUAAGCUUGUGAUUAAUGAAGGCCCAUCAAACAAAGAAUUCAGUGUGGCUGGUCCUUCUGUUGGUACUGUUACUGUUACUUCUUUGCUAGGAAACUCUAAAGACACUAACAUGAGUGGAGAUGUCUGGAGACAAAUGAUCCAAAGUCAUGUAACUGAUCAAGUAGGAACAUCUGGAGUUCAAACUGAGCUUCUGUACCAGAACAAUGCAGAUAUCAAUGGUCCAUUAAACUCUAGAGAAGCAGAGAAGCUCGCAAUUGAGAAGUUAAUGUCUGGUCCAUAUGAAUCCCAUCAGACUUCCCCACAAGAACUUGAGGAGCUAGAAGAACUUGAUAAUAAUAGUCAAAAUAAAAUUUUGGGUGGGACUGCAAUAGGAAAUGACAUGGAAUCUUCAGCCACUAAAGAAGUAGCUAGUUCGAUGACAAUUAGCAAUACAACAGGUGCCUCUUCCAGUUUGCAGUUGAAUGGGAACUUAGAAGAGCUUGAGGCCCCUGAACUUGCUGCACCCUUUCCAAUGGCUACUCAUGCUACAGCUGCAGCGCAGAAAAAGCCAGUCAUCAGGUUCAGUUUUACUUCAUUGGCCAAGGAUACUGGCAACAGCACUUGAAAGUGGUCUGUGACAAAUGGAGUUAUACUAUGUUGAUGAUCAUGUAAUGCCCCGUCCCCUUCUCCCUCCGUUACCAGAGAAACCAAAGAUCAACUUUGCGGUUCAUUGUAUAGUAAUGAAAUGUUCAUCGAAGUAACCCUACAUUUCUCUUGUUUAAAUUCCAAUUUUCAAUAAGGUUUUUAUGGUAUUUGCAGUGCAGGAUCACCAAGGAAAUUCUUUUG